UGCUCCGCUCCAUCUUCUGCCCGCCGUCACAACCAAUCCAGCCUACAUACAUGAUGGAUCUGAAUCUAGUCACUCGACGACACCUUUGCAUCAUGUUACGCCUGCACCCGCGCCAUGUUAGCACACCACCCGGCCGCAUUUAUAUUCUUUCCUAGGAGCCCGAGCCCGGGAGGAUGGCAACCUGCUUAGCUUCUCGACUUUCGAGACCGAUUGUCCGCAACAUUCGUCACCAUUCCGAGUUGAAGCUUUUGCUGCUCCCCAGGAAUCUACAAACAUCAAGCAGAAUGUCUACUGCAUACACAGCAACUGUUGCGAAGGCCAGCACAGGUGCCGUCCCUGACGAUGCAGCUGCAAAAUCACACCACGUCAUGGAUAAGCGUGGGAAUCGCAUCAAGUUCAGAAACCCACAUCCUUCUGCCGGCGAAGAACAUAGCGUCGUUGACGUCUUUAGGCGGAUGGGAAAAGCACGCAGGAAUGGCGAAAUGGAAAUACCAUCAACAGCCAACCACAAGAUCCGUGUCAUCGAGCCGACCUUUCUCCCCUCGCGAACAGCCUCGGACCGCCUACGCGCGACGUGGCUGGGCCACGCCUGCUACUACAUGGAAUACCCCUCUGGCAUCCGCGUGCUCUUCGACCCGGUCUUUGAGACGCACUGCUCGCCGCUGCCAGAGUUCCUCAGCUCGGCGUACCGCCGCUUCACCCCUGCGCCCUGCCAGGUGGCCGAGAUACCCAUCAUCGACGCCGUCGUGAUAUCCCACUCGCACUACGACCACCUGUCCCACCCGACCGUCAAGCAGAUCGCCGCGCGGCACCCGCAGGCCCACUUCUUUGUCGGCCUGGGCCUGGCCCGCUGGUUCAGGAGCAGCGGCAUCGCCAACGUGACGGAGCUGGACUGGUGGGAGGACGCCGAGCUGCGCCUCAAGGCUGCCGACGGCUCCCCCGACGCCACGGCGACCAUCUCGUGCCUCCCGUCGCAGCACGCUUCAGGCCGCGGUCCGUUGGACAAGGACACGACCUUGUGGGCGUCGUGGGCCGUCUCGUCGGGCGGCAGGUCCGUGUGGUUCGCCGGCGACACGGGCUAUCGCAAAGUGCCGGAGCUGCCGGCGGGCGAGGACGACUACGGGCCCCAGCACGCCUCCCUGCCGCGCAACCCGGACUUUGCCAAGAUCGGCGCGCUCCGCGGGCCCUUUGACCUCGGCCUGAUCCCCGUCGGCGCCUACAAGCCGCGCUGGCUGUGGUCGCAGGUCCACGCGGACCCGUUCGACGCCGUCGAGAUCUUCAAGGACGCCAGGUGCACAAGAGCUCUCGGAAAGCACUGGGGAACCUGGCACUUGACCAGCGAAGACGUGGACGAGCCGCCGAAGCUGUUGAGGGAGGCGCUAAAGAGGUCGGGCAUCGCCGAGGAGGGUGUGUUUGACGUCUGCAGCAUAGGCGAGUCGCGGGAGUUUUAAGCUUGGGGGGUAUUGUAUCAUUAUAAUCGGCCGAGGUGGCUUUUUUUUAUUCUGUUUGUUCCUGGGAGUGGAACGUAAAUCUUGGUGGAAUUUGCCACUUUUAUAGAUUUCAAGGGCGCUCUCUGCAUGAAAGACCUAGAUGACGAUAGAUAUAGAAUUCAACAAUGGCUAUAACAUUGCGAUUGUUACAGAAUGCCACGAAAAAAAAGAGGGAGGCAAAAGCAAGAUCAAAGACUCGCAAAUAUUGUUACAUAUACUCAUCCACCGCAGACACUGCUUGAGCGUCCGAAU
This is a messenger RNA of Pyricularia oryzae 70-15, 1742 nucleotides long. RefSeq names its product NAPE-hydrolyzing phospholipase D. Gene Ontology annotation, biological process: N-acylethanolamine metabolic process; N-acylphosphatidylethanolamine metabolic process. NCBI's taxonomy places the organism in Eukaryota, Fungi, Ascomycota, Sordariomycetes, Magnaporthales, Pyriculariaceae. Bases 174 to 1451 code for a protein of 425 amino acids. Gene Ontology annotation, molecular function: zinc ion binding; N-acylphosphatidylethanolamine-specific phospholipase D activity. Gene Ontology annotation, cellular component: cytoplasm; membrane-bounded organelle. The transcript is spliced from 2 exons. The record is from RefSeq and is a predicted model, not a curated record.